Annulohypoxylon truncatum is the source of this 1011-nucleotide messenger RNA. RefSeq names its product actin cortical patch SUR7/pH-response regulator pali. Gene Ontology annotation, biological process: fungal-type cell wall organization. Lineage: Eukaryota; Fungi; Ascomycota; Sordariomycetes; Xylariales; Hypoxylaceae. Gene Ontology annotation, cellular component: cell cortex of cell tip; plasma membrane. The transcript is spliced from 2 exons. Bases 1 to 972 code for a protein of 323 amino acids. The record is from RefSeq and is a predicted model, not a curated record.
AUGGCUAUCCACGAAAUACGAACCCAAGUGCAAAUAAUAAACACGACAUUUCAACGGAUUUCAGCGCAACAGAUUCGUGCCAUAAUCGGCAUCAUCAUCGCAUUUAUAACACUCGUACUGACUGUGCUGGCCCUCACUGCUGGCAGCAAACCCGGCUUUAUGGAAGAUUACCACAUUCUCCUAUUCAACACCUCAACACUAGGCCAGAACCUUAUCCCGACACCAACCAAUGUGAAGAGUGGUCGUUCACCCACAGUAUGUGGGACUUUUGGGGGGGCCCUGGGCAAUCUGUGCUCAAGCGCAACUGCGGCGGUUGAAUCAGCUAUUAGCUCUGGUAUCACAGAGGUCUCGGGUAUCCAAGAUAAUAUCGCCGGCAAGCUCGUGAAGGAUAUUGGGAUCCAACAGUGGUAUUCUGUCCACGUUAUGGAUGUCUGCCAAGGCUCCUUCAUCCCAAACUCAACAGCUCCUGGCUCUGAAUAUAACGUGACAAACUGUACACAGCCUCUGAAAACUUAUGUCGGCCCUUUACAUCUGAAUUUGGCCAAGCUUGGCAUAACGACGGACCUACAGAAUGAGUUAGACAAGAUACCAGGGCCGUUCCAAGCCUUGGGUGGAUUGUACAUUUUAGCGGUUACCUUUUCAGCUCUGUCCCUUAUUCUGUGCGCUGGGUGGCUUUACCAACCCAGCAUUGGCAUGUCUUGGGCGAACGUUGUCAUUGCCUUGCUGGCGGCCUUCGUUCUCUUUGUCGGUAAUAUCGUCGCAACAGCAAGCGGAAAGGAGGCAGCCAAGAUAAACAAUCUUGGUGAACACAUCGGGAUAUCCGUGUCUACCGGGCAAAAGUUCGCUGCCCUGACGUGGGUUUCCUUCGUACUAGCGGUAGUGAUGGCCAUUUAUUGGGGUUAUCAGACGCGACAAGUCAUGAAGAUUAGGAAACUGAACCAAGCGAAGAAAGUGGUUGACAUUCGCCUCUGAUUACAGUCCGAAGAACCGUCAGUACGGGUAUUCUGAGGC